Toxotes jaculatrix (banded archerfish) is the source of this 1280-nucleotide messenger RNA. RefSeq names its product 2,4-dienoyl CoA reductase 1, mitochondrial (gene decr1). NCBI's taxonomy places the organism in Eukaryota, Metazoa, Chordata, Actinopteri, Toxotidae. The transcript is spliced from 11 exons. The record is from RefSeq and is a predicted model, not a curated record. The coding region runs from base 50 to 973 and encodes 307 amino acids. Gene Ontology annotation, biological process: fatty acid beta-oxidation. Gene Ontology annotation, molecular function: 2,4-dienoyl-CoA reductase (NADPH) activity. Gene Ontology annotation, cellular component: mitochondrion.
GAGGGAGGGAACGUUCCGCUCUUAAUGAUGACGCGGCCUCCAUGUUGGUAUGAUCCGGAUCAGGUGUCGUCAUCAGAUCCUGAGCAACAUGGCGGUGAGAGGUGCAGAACUUUUCCGAGCAGUGAGAGCUUCACUUCACAGGGCAUACAACCAACAGCACAACAACAACAACACAACAACAACAACAACAACAACACAACCAAGAGAACAGCAGCUUUUCUUUCACAAACACCUACAGUGCAGUGAAACGCAACCCCCCCCCCCCCAACCCCCCCCCCCCCCCUUCUGUGAUCAGGUCCAUGUGGUUCAGUGUGAUGUCAGAGACCCUCAGGCUGUGUCUCGCUGUGUCGACCAGAUGGAGAGUCUGACAGGACUUCCUGAUGUGAUCAUCAACAACGCCGCGGGAAACUUUAUCUGUCCGUCAGAGCGUCUGUCACCGAACGGCUGGAAGAGCAUCACCGACAUCGUUCUGAACGGGACGGCAUUCGUCACUCUGGAACUGGGCAAGAGACUGAUCCAGAAUCAGAAAGGUGCGUCCUUCCUGGCCAUUACCACCAUCUACGCUGAGUCUGGUUCUGGUUUCGUGGUUCCGAGUGCAUCAGCAAAGGCCGGAGUCGAGGCGCUCUACAAGUCUCUGGCUGCAGAGUGGGGGCGCUAUGGCCACAGGUUCAACAUCAUCCAGCCUGGACCAAUUAAAACCAAGGGGGCAUUUAGCCGUUUGGACCCGGCGGGAGCGUUUGAGAAGGGGAUGAUCAGUCGGAUCCCGACGGGUCGACUGGGGAAACCGGCAGAGAUUGCAAACCUGGCAGCGUACAUGAGCAGCGACUACGCUACCUGGAUGUCUGGAACUGUGGUUCGGUUCGAUGGAGGAGAGUAUGUGUCGAUGGCAGGAGAGUUCAACGACCUGCGCUCGGUGACUCCAGAUCAGUGGAAGAUGAUGGAGGCGAUGAUCAGAAGCACUAAAGGAUCCUAAAAACACAACAACCAAUCAGAUCACUCUGACUUUGAGGGUGGGACCCACUUGCUGAUGUCAUGAUUUCAUCAUGAUAAGACUGACUGACAUCUGAGUUGAGAGUUUUGAUGAUUUACUUCAGGAUGAAUCAGUCAUGUGAUCAGCUGCCUGUUAGCCUGUUAGCUGCUGAAACGUUUCCUGUUCGUUUUACCUGUUUAACGUUUGACUGAUCUGAAAAUGUUAAAAAUGAAGCUUUUCUCUGAUGGUUUUUCAUUUUCUCGUUCACUCAUUCUUUACUAAAGAAAAUAAAGAACAGACAUUAAAUCUG